Messenger RNA from Schistosoma spindalis, 999 nucleotides. The record is from the annotation of a GenBank genome assembly. NCBI's taxonomy places the organism in Eukaryota, Metazoa, Platyhelminthes, Trematoda, Strigeidida, Schistosomatidae.
GCCGGUAUUUCAAAAGUGCUGUGUAACAGUCGGUAACAUAUGUCGCUGGCCAGAAAUGAGGCACAGUACUAAGUAUGAGGAGGCUUACGGUCAAAAGCAAAGGCUCAGUUAAAUAAUGUACAAGCCAAUACAUCAGAUUGCAUGUGGUGAAUUGUAGUCAUCUGUUUAUAGUCAUUCAUCACAUUCAAUGAAGUACUCGAUUGAAUUUAUUCGUAUUGGCUGGACAAGGCGUAUUUCAGAUCACUACUUCAGUUCUGCAUGUACGAUAUCAUUACUAAGAGGACCUAAAUUGAUUCUUGUUGACCCUGGUAGUCCAUGGGAUUCGCAAUGGCUCCUUUCUCAGCUCUCAUCUCGUGGAGUAAAUCCUUAUGAUAUCGAUUUUGUUGUUUGUACACAUGAUCACGUCGAUCAUAUUGGAAGUCUACAUAUAUUCCCAAACUCUACUCGGAUUGUGGGAGAGAAUUUCGAAGUUCAAGGUCUUAAAGAUUGCUUCAGUAUUCUCAAAACGCCUUAUGAGAUCGACUCCUUCGUUCACAUAAUAUCUACACCUGGGCACACUUUGUCAGACAUAUCAGUCAUUGUAGAGGAUGUUGAUCAAUUCGGUCGUGUUGCCAUAGUGGGUGACUUGUUUGAAUGUGAGCAAGAUACUAUUGACCCAUCUUUGUGGCAUUCAUCUAGUAACAAUGUAAGCAUACAACAAAAAAGCCGGGAAUUCAUUAUCGAUAACUUUGACUACAUUGUUCCAGGUCAUGGACCAGCCUUUAAAGUUACUAAAAGGUGGCAAAACUAACUUUGUAUGUACCUUGUUUAUUGUAAUUUACUCGACAUUUGUUACACUUUUGUCUGUCAUGAAAUUCUCUGGGAUAAUCAUUUAUCUUUCUAAGUUUUUAUAAAUCACAAAACCCUUUAAUUUUCUCAUUAUAUAUCCGAGAGCAUUUAGUUAUGAUAUCAUAGACUCAAGUUAUUAUUAGUCAAGACAUAGUCAAUAACUUUAUUGUA